Molecule: messenger RNA, 1218 nt
Organism: Fraxinus pennsylvanica
Lineage: Eukaryota; Viridiplantae; Streptophyta; Magnoliopsida; Lamiales; Oleaceae
Source: the annotation of a GenBank genome assembly
AUGUUUAGAGAAUCCCUUUUGUUAAUAGAGUGGAAUUCAAAGACGGCAACAGGGUCGGGCUGGGAUUGUGUCGAGCCAAUUGAAAUCACUCAACAGGCAGGGGCUUCGCUUCAAGAGAUUGCGAGGAAAAAAGACAUGGACAUAAAAUUUUUAUGGAAUGGUUUUGAAGGUGGUUCUUCUUCAAGAAGUCCUUUUGUAUCAGCAGGUUCUUUGCCUGUAAGCAAUAAAUUAGACGAAAACUUUAUCGGGGUGGAGAAGAUAAGUGGGAGCUCAGGCAAAUCGAUUAUUAGUUCAGAACUUGGAAAACAGAAAGUACAUGGAUUGGCAUCUUCAAUUCCAGUGUCUACUACUGCUACAAAAAGAUGGAGGGCGUCUUAUCAGAAAAUGCAGAAUCCCAGCUGCCAAGUUGAAGGGUACAAUCUUGAUCUUGCAUUGGCAAAAGAUUAUCACCGGCAUCAUAGAAUCUGCGAAAACCAUUCCAAAAGCCCCAAGGUAAUAGUAGCUGGAAUGGAAAGGCGAUUCCAUGGCUUGUCGAAGUUUGAUGAUAAAAAAAGAAGCUGUCGAAGGCGUCUCUCUGAUCACAAUGCCAGACGCCGUAGGCUGCAGCCUAAGUCGAUCCAUUUCAGCUCAUCAGAGAGGACAUCACAGAAUGUGCUGUUUGAUGUACUCCCUAUCUCGCUUUCAAAUCGAAUGGGGGAAAAUAUCUGCAGUUCUAUGCUUAGACAAGCCGACAAUUCCCUCGUUGGGCCUUCAAAGACAGGAGGAACUUAUAGGAGACCGUGUUUACCCAACCAUGAGAUUCCAAGUGCCGUUUAUAGCCUACAUGUCGAGUCAGAGAGGUUAUUGUCCCUUCAGAGCACGAAUCCUCAGUUCAAUGGUAACACAAAUCCUGCUAUAAUCCAUCUUUACCCUGUCCAUGUGCUACCGGUAUAUGGAUUAAACUUUGCAACUAAUUCUGCCAUUUCAGUAGAUCUACCGAGUGCUUCCUCUCUCCUGUCAAUCGAUAAUCCUUGGAGUUCGAAUCGGGAUGAAUCCACUUCUAUGAAGGGCCUAUUGCACGGAAACGCCAGUGUGGACAAUCCGAACUGGCCAUUUGUUCAAUCAGCAGCAGAAGAAGGUCCUUCUGCUUCUCUGGUGCUUUCGACUAAUUUAAAUCAUUCAGGCAGUUCCUUUUUGAAAGAGUUUGAUUUAUUCAAGACACCACAUGACUCAAGAUGA